GGUCUAAUUCCCAGGUCAGUUAUAACACUUUUUAAUUUUUUUUAACCGAGGAGAACAACACACAUCGACUUUCGCAGCUCAGAGCGUACGCAGCAGCAUGGCGGACGACGGUCCUGCGGCUUCCCUGCCGUCCCCUGCGGCCUCAUCGCCGCAGUCCUCCAUCCAGACGCCGCCAGACUCGCCUCGAGACGUCGCAGAAUCUGCGGCUUUCACUCCAGCCAACGACUCACUGCACCUGCGACUCAAGACUCUGGACGAGCGUGUGUUCGACGUGGAGGCCGCUUUGUCCAUGUCAGUGGCUGAUUUCCGGACCAAAGUGGCACUGGCCACGUCCGUUCCAGCGCCGAGACAGAGGCUGAUCUACCGCGGCAAGCUGCUUAAGGAUGGUGUCGCACUAGCUGCCUAUGACCUGCAGGACGGCCACACGGUACACCUGGUGGCCAAGCCCCCGGCCAACACGGCCACAAGCAGCACUACACAGACGACCAAUGAGGCCACGCGGCCACGCGAGGUGAACGGAUCGGCUUGGAACUUGGCCAAUCUGCGCUCGGCUCUCAGACGGACUGGGGCCACGACAACUACGCAGCCGUUACCGAUGCUGCGGGAGAUUCUGGACGAGAUGGCCGAGUCUCCACAGGAGACGGCCGAGGGCAUGGGACUUGGUGGCCUGAGUGGCCCGAGACCACAAGAGCAGGCCACGUCGGCCGUCGACUUGGAGCCCAUCACACAGGGCAUUCUGACCAUGCGGACAGUGUUGUCGACUGCGGCUCAGGAGCAGGACGAGCAGGAGGACGAGAGAGUUGAAGAGGACGCGCAGGUGGAUCAACCGACAGAGGGUCAGGCAACGACGCGACGUGGCCCCCGACAAUUCUUCGUAGGGCAGUGGCUGGACGUUAAGGACACAGUGAAUCAGUGGCUUGAGUCCACUGUGAUGGCCAUCGCCGACGGGAAAGUGCUGAUCCAUUACCAUGGCUGGCCCACUAGAUGGGACGAGUGGAUCGACGUCGAUUCGGAUCGCAUCGCCGCAUUUCGCACUCGUACACUUCACACACAAAACACACAGCGGAUGUCGCCUAUUCCUACAACGAGAGUGCCCAGUGCACCGCGCGUGGGUGACAACGAUGUACGUCGAAUGGUGGUAGAUGUGCACAAUUUGAUGCGAGAAAUGAUGCCACACAUUGACCGUCUUGCCGGCCUGUGCGAAGAGGAUCUGAGACGAGAGCAGGAGCGCGGCGAAGCCCACAACGAAGUAGAAUCAGGCAACAUUACUGCCGGUCAUUCAGGGCCGGAUGAGCCAACAACACUGGAACAGGGCCAGGCUCAUGAGAGCGAGGUAUCCGAGGUGGCCCACAUGGUGGCUCCUCUUUUCGAUCGAUUCGGACGGUUGUUGAUGGACUCAGCUCGAUAUUUCGACCCCUUGCUGCGUCCAGAGCUGCGAGAAGCCUCACAACGUCAACAAGAGCGACACUCAACGGCCUUACGUCGUGGCCAUGGAGGCUCAGCACAACGACAAGCUGCCAGUGUCUCGGCCUCGAUGGAAGCUCAGGAUAACUCGCUCUCCAUUCGUGAUCUCAUUGCCACGUCUCCAAGCACAGGGAACGAGUCCAACCAGCCGAGACGAAGCAUCGAUGUACAUAUCCACGCGAUCGUCGCGCCGGCUUCGCUAUCGUCUUUGGCGUCAUUGACUCGAGGUAACAAUGACUCUAACAACAAUGAGAACGGCUCUACUCGACGCGUUGAGGCACCAUCUACGCCUCCAAUCGGACGCUCCUUCGGCUUUGAAGACAAUCAAGACGAGGCCGACCAUAGUCGCGUCCCUCUAUUGGGCGGCUAUCGUCAUCGCAGUCACUCAAGCGAGUCGACUCAGCAACGACGUGCAGUGGCCCGUGAACUGGACGAUUUCUUGUCGGAUGAUUUCUUCGGAACAUCGUUCGGCCAUGAAGAGGAAGACAGCGAUGAUGAGUCUGGUCCUUCUGAUGCUGUGCAGUCGACGUAUCGUCCUCCGUCGCCGUCCGGUAGAAUUUCCUCGCCGAGAACUCCUCAAAGUGAAGGGAGUUCGCAGUUUUCUAGUGGCUCAAUCGGCGUGAUCCCUGAAGUUGCUGCGGCUGAGGAACGACUGCGAGCUCGAGAAGCUGAACAAGCGGCAAGUCAAAGAAGCGAAGAUAAUGGUCGAACAUCGUCUGCUUCGGCCGCAUCUUCUUCGAGUUCGUCGGGGUUUCCUACCUUUCUGGAAGUGAUGCGACGUACUCUCAGUGGCGUUCGAAACUUGGUCCACAACGAGGCCAGCAGUCCAUCAGAGAGGACUAACAAUUCAGUGGAAAUGGUGUCGAGUUUCUCGUUGCCUUCCUUGCCGUCGUCGUCGUCGGUUUCCUCUGCGUCGUCGCUGCCCACGCCGCCAGUGUCCCCAGUAUUCAAUUCCUCGACCGAGAACUCUAUGAGCCGUCCUCGUAGUCCGAGUGACAGCAGUAUCGACGAGGAACUGGACUUGGACGAAGUGGACUAAAGGCCAUUUUAUUGUCGUAGUUUUGUGAUACGACGCGAAAUACUUCGCUGCAAAUGGCGGAGUUGUAUAUUGAAUAACGGUUUUUUUUUUUAUGGUGUACCAGA
This is a messenger RNA of Phytophthora nicotianae INRA-310, 2607 nucleotides long. RefSeq lists its product as hypothetical. Lineage: Eukaryota; Oomycota; Peronosporomycetes; Peronosporales; Peronosporaceae. The transcript has a single exon. The record is from RefSeq and is a predicted model, not a curated record. Gene Ontology annotation, molecular function: polyubiquitin modification-dependent protein binding; misfolded protein binding. Bases 98 to 2503 code for a protein of 801 amino acids. Gene Ontology annotation, cellular component: BAT3 complex.